AUGGCAGCCGUUGUUGCCAGUAAACUCAAAGGUCAUCUGCGUGAAACACACAUCUUUGAUGUACGUGAGCCGCAAGAGGUGAAGGCUAGUGGAGCGAUUCCUCUCUCAAUUAAUGUACCACUAGACCUGCUGGAGAAGGCGUUGGAGAGAGAACAGGAAUUUUUUCUUCGAAGCUUUGAUGCCCCUAAGCCACCGCCCAGUGACACCUUGAUAAUGUACUGCAAGAAAGGUACUCGCGCAGAGAAGGCAGCAGAUAUUGCGCUGCGAUGUGGAUAUAAAAAAACCAAAGUCUACCCUGGAGGUUGGGAUGAGUGGUCAAGGCUCACAAAGGAGUAA
Molecule: messenger RNA, 336 nt
Organism: Trypanosoma theileri
Lineage: Eukaryota; Euglenozoa; Kinetoplastea; Trypanosomatida; Trypanosomatidae
Product: Heat shock protein 67Bb
Exons: 1
Coding region: 1-336 (111 amino acids)
Cellular component (GO): mitochondrion
Molecular function (GO): thiosulfate-cyanide sulfurtransferase activity
Source: RefSeq, a predicted model, not a curated record